This is a messenger RNA of Caenorhabditis briggsae, 2733 nucleotides long. The transcript has 14 exons. NCBI's taxonomy places the organism in Eukaryota, Metazoa, Nematoda, Chromadorea, Rhabditida, Rhabditidae. The record is from RefSeq and is a predicted model, not a curated record. Bases 1 to 2733 code for a protein of 910 amino acids.
AUGAUGUCGGAAGAGCGUUUGGAGGCGCUUCUAAAAAGCGCGAAACUCCGUGCCAAACAACUUCAACAAAAAUGUAUAUCCACUUAUCAAUAUGCCAUUCAACUAUACACUGAUGCCAUUGAAUCAGAAACUUUCGCGACUUAUGGCCAACUUAUUCUCCCAAUCGCCGUUAUGGUAUCCGUAGUGCUUACUAUUCUAAUCUGCAGUGUGAUUUGGAAGUUAUUAUAUUACAUCAACUUCUUGCAAGGUCUCAUGUUGUGGGUGAUCCUCUCGUGGGGUCUCGUCGCAGUUCUCUGCUAUUUUGCCCUCAACCAUCUUGGCAACACCACCGGCGACGCCGCCAACACAUCUUCCACCUUUGGCGGUCUGAAUGCCGGAAAAGGUGCAAAUGGCGUAACUCAUAGCUCAAGCGGCGAAUGGUCGAACGAAAUAGUUUCAUGGCUUUACUCAAACUUCCACAAGGUACCAGCUCCAAUGGAUGCAUGGAUCAAGUCUCUGAACGAAGCUGCUAAAAAAGUCACUUCUCCAACAAAGUGUGAGGUGCUUUUCGAGGGAUUCGGAGAUCAUAGUGACGUUUCACAACCACCAAAGAUUAGCAAUGUUCGCGUCGAGCAUGGCCCUAGAGAUCAUCUGACCGUCCGCUCGAACAUCCAUCUGCCGUGUGUUAAACUGCGGUUGGUUUCAUCACAACGAACUCCCGAGAGAAUGAUUGUCUCGAAUUACGACGUUUCGAUUGUGGAUUUGAGAGGAGAAGUUGAGUGUCGUAUGGCGUGCAUUGCGAAUCAAUUGUAUCUCAUGGGAUGUUUUAGUGGAAGGCCUGAAAUGGAUAUCGAGUUGAGAAAUACUGAUCCAAGUGCUCAGUAUCAAGUCUCGACUCCGAUGGUAGAGGAAAGUAUCAGAAGAUGCCUGUUGUCAGCGGUUACCAAUAUUAAUUUGUCCGAGGAGAUGCCAGAAGAAAGAAAUACAUUCGCUGAUACUUUCAGCAGAACCAUCUAUAACCCACCGACCCACUCCCCAGCCGGAACCAUGCGCAACUCUUAUAACAACUAUGAUCAACAACAGAAUCUUCACGUCGACUCUUACAACAACCAUUCGAAUCACAGAUCCAACAGUCCAUCAGGAGAUGUUCCUGAAAUGUUCAAGAAGCUUAACGAAUCUCAUGUAAGUUUUACAGAAACUUUUCUGAAUCGGUUUUUCGGUUUUCAGUUGAUCAGCCCAUCCUACAACAGCAAUUCUAUUCCGAACAAAAUGAGAAUCAAAGUUAUCAAAGCGAACCGUCUUGGGAAGGAAGUUUCCCAGCCGUUUGUGAAUGUUGAGAUGGACGAGCCCGCUCAAAAAUACUCAACGACAAAAGGAAUCAAUGCUAAUCCGUACUGGGAAGAAACUUUCGAUUUUGACUUGACCCCGGCCACAGAAGAAAUCCUUUUCGAAAUCUACGAAGGAAACGACAAAUUCCAUAUAAACGAUGAUGAAGGAUUCCUUGGCCUUGCUAUUGUCAACUUUGAAGAAAUCAGAAGAAGUGGAGAAACAGUUCACUCUUUGAAACUUCAAGGAAGACCAUAUCGAAAAGACGCCAUCUCUGGGGACCUCACUGUUCAAUUCGAUUUCUACUAUGAUCCCAAUCUUCUCACCGCUGGAAAACUCACCGACACUGUCAAGGUUACCAAUCCAAAUGGGUCGGAAUUCCGAGAGACAUUGACAACACACAGGCGACCAAUAUAUGAUCCACAUGACAACUUUGAUGGACACGAGCCAAUUAUCCCAUCAAAAACUACUACUGUCACAGUAAAGACCGUAUCACAGACAUUGAAGGAAAAACCGACUAUCCAGUCUGUCCAUGGAUCCCUAGAAAACGCAAUCGAUCCAGCUACUCAGAAAAUCAUUGAACAGCAGUUGAAGAAUGACCCUAAGACACGUGAACUUGAAGCUAAACUUCAAUCUGUAGCUCAGAGUAUGUCUGCAUCCAGCACUUUGGACCGACCAUCAAAGAAUGGAAACAAUGGACAGAGCUAUCGUGAUCACACUGCCCCACCAGAAUUCCAUGAAGAAUUGGAUGUCAGACAGAGUAGAGAUAAGAAUAAGAAAGCCCCGACCGAGAAGAGAGAUCGCUCAUUCUUUGGUGAGCUUAGAGAUCGAUUGAGUGGUAGACGAGGAAGAAGUCAGAAGAGGUCAAAAUCAGUGGAUCUGGAAAAUAAUCAAAUGUUGGAAGAAGCAGUUUCUCUUCCACCAUCUCGUGAUCCAAGUAGGACCAGGUACACAGUAUCCACGAAUGACAAAUAUCGUGAGACACAUUCGGUUGGUGGAAGAAGUGGAGAAUCUACCAAGAGUUUAUACCAGCAUAGUACUCUUAUAUUAGAGCUGGAUCAUGAGAAACAGCCAAAAUACUUCUUGAUCCCUCCAGCAAUGCUCAAUGAGCCAGCCGCGGCGAGGUUGAUGAGAAAAGGGAAGAAGUUGCACAUCUACAACGAUCACACAUUUGUGGCAGUCAAAGUUAAAGGUUGCAGCGGAGCAACGUGCAACGUUUGCCAGCAGCGGAUCAGAAGCAGUUUCUCGAAACAAGCUUAUCAGUGUAGAGACUGCAAAAUGGUGUGCCACAAGACAUGCCACUAUAAAACCGACGCCUUCUGCACGCAGAGUACUGUAUCCAAACUGCAAAUUGCAAAGGAUGUGGACUGGGCACACUACCUUAGUCAUUACCAAUUAGAAGAAUUCAUCUCCAGCGAAGGACUAUAA